Molecule: messenger RNA, 9085 nt
Organism: Pseudophryne corroboree (corroboree frog)
Lineage: Eukaryota; Metazoa; Chordata; Amphibia; Anura; Myobatrachidae
Gene: RALGAPA2
Product: Ral GTPase activating protein catalytic subunit alpha 2
Exons: 40
Coding region: 405-6320 (1971 amino acids)
Biological process (GO): positive regulation of GTPase activity; regulation of small GTPase mediated signal transduction
Cellular component (GO): nucleus; cytoplasm
Molecular function (GO): GTPase activator activity
Source: RefSeq, a predicted model, not a curated record
GGGAGCCUUGUGCAGGUGCUGGCAGAGGGACCGAGGCUCGGAGCGGCGUACGCCCCCUGCCGGCCUCCCGCACUCACCGCAGCCCCCUCCCAGCGCCGCUCUGACGUCAGUUCCGUGUUUACAGCGCCCGCCCGGGUAGGAAGCAGCCAAGCAGCGGAGAGAGCACAGGAGCCGGGAGAGGGGACACGGAAGCCAGAGCCCGGGACGGGGCACACGCUGGUGGACAGCUCUCACCCAUCGCAGGGUUCGCGCACGGAGGCGGCGGCGGCGAGCUGACCCGCGCUCCUGUGUACACACACGCGCAGCGACUUCGGUGCGUGCGGUUGUUGCGAUAGGAGCCAGGGAGUGAGGAGGGAGUCCGGGAGCAGCACACCGUCGGCACCCCGCUCACACUCGCCCCGGGGAUGUUUUCCAGGAGAAGUCAUGGAGACCUCAAGAAAUCUACACAGAAAGUUCUGGACCCAAAGAAGGACGUGCCCACCCGGCUGAGACACCUGCGGGCUGUGCUGGAUAUUCAGGAGUGGAGUGAACUGAAGCAGUUUUUUGAAGCGCACUAUUCUCAGAUUUAUUUUAUCUUCUAUGAAAAUUUCAUUACACUGGAAAGUAGCUUAAAGCUAAAAGGGAAUAAAUCUCAAAGGGAGGAGCUGGACUCCAUCCUAUUUCUUUUUGAAAAAAUUCUACAACUGUUACCUGAAAGGAUUUUCUACCGCUGGCAGUACCAUAGUAUAGGUUCAGUUUUAAAGAAGCUUUUACACACUGGAAAUUCUACAAAGAUACGAUGUGAAGGAAUGCGGCUGUUUCUUCUCUGGCUUCAAGCACUGCAGACAAAUUACGGAGAGGAGCAGGCGCUAAUAUUUGCAUGUCUUGUUCCCGGCUUUCCUGCCGUCAUAUCAUCAUCUCGAGGUCCUUGCACACUGGAUACCCUCAUAAACCCUACUUACAAUUUACCUGAUGGGAAAGUUUAUCCUGAAGAGAUAACGCCACUUUUGCCGGCUGUGUCUGGUGAAAAAAGUCCUGAUGAUCCAAGCUGCUUUUUCUUACAAAUGUUGUUGAAAUACAUGGUCAUCCAGGCUGCACAUUUAUCUUGGAGGAAUAAGGAGAACCAAGACACAGGAUUCAAGUUUUUAUUUAACUUAUUUAGAAAGUAUUAUCUUCACCACUUGUUUCCUUCAUUUACUAAACUGACCAACCUUUACAAGCCUGUACUAGAUAUUCCGGAUGUCAGACCAAAGCCAGUGUAUGUCACCAUAACCCGUAACAAUGAAAACCUUUAUAGCACAAAAAUCCCACACAUGGCAGCUAGAGUUGUGUUUAUAAAGUGGCUGGUCACGUUCUUUCUGGAAAAGAAGUAUGUAGCAUCUUCUCAAAGUACUAAAAAUGGAGGAGAGGUUUUACCAAAACUAAUCCAGACCGUAUCUGUGAUUAACGUGAGCCAAGAAAAGAACACAGAGGUGGAGCCCUCUAGUGGCCAGGAACAAGAGAAGAACCACUCCAAUAGCAGUACACUGUCAGACAGGAGACUCAGCAACUCCAGCCUGUGUAGCAUAGAAGAGGAUCACAAGACUGUGUACGACAUGGUACAAAGGAUUCUUGUGUCCACGCGGGGAUAUGUGAACUUUAUCAAUGAAGUCUUCAGGCAGGCCUUCCUUUUACCUGCCUCUGAUGUGUCUGCCACUAGGAAGGUUGUGAAAGUUUACAGGAAAUGGAUCUUACAAGAGAAACCUAUUUUUAUGGAGCAGCCCUCAAAGCCACCUUUUGACCACGCGAAUGUGCCAGUUUUUGAGUCCACUGAAACAGAGACUGAUAGCAAACAGGUUGCCACAGAACAGAGUGGACACAAGCGCUCGUCUAGCUGGGGCAGGACAUACUCUUUCACCAGUGCUGUGAGCCGAGGAUGUGUGUGUGAGGACGAGAACAUGGAUGUGAAGGCUGGGGAUCAGGCUGCACUGCAGGUUUUCUUGACCAACUCUGCCAACGUGUUCCUGUUAGAGCCUUGCCCGGAUGUUCCUUUACUCCUGGAGGAGCAAGUGGAGGCCUGUAAAUCGGUCUUAAGUAUUUACCGGCAAAUGAUCAUGGAUCUUGUGAUGGAUAAAAAGACAUGGGAGCAGAUGCUGCAGAUACUACUGCGGAUAACAGAAGUAGUUGUGCAGAAACCAAAAGACCCCUCCAAAAAGGACUUGUUCUCUCAGGACCUGGCUGGCGUAUUGUUCCGGACGCUCAUUGUAGCAUGGAUCAGAGCCAACCUAAGCGUUUUCAUAUCCCGGGAACUGUGGGAUGACCUGCUGAGCGUACUUUCCUCACUCACCGAUUGGGAAGAGCUUAUAAAUGAGUGGUCCAAGAUCAUGGACUCUCUCACUGUUGUGCUAGCAAGAAAUGUUUAUGGAUUGGACAUGUGCAGCUUACCCCUAGACAAGCUCAGUGAGCAGAAGGAGAAGAAACAGAGGGGAAAAGGUGGCUUUCCAGAUCCUCACAAAGGGGCUGCAGUGGGCCGGUCAUUCUCUCUGAGCUGGAGAAAUCACCCAGAUGCACAUGAACCAAUGAGAUUCCGAAGUGCAACUACCUCUGGGGCCCCAGGCGUGGAGAAGGCUCGGAACGUUGUGCGACAAAAAGCUACAGCCAAGCGAAGUCAGUCUAUCAGCAACUGUGUUCACCUGUAUGAGGCUUUACCAGCAGCUAAAAGUGUUCCACAUCUCCUUCACACUGUGAGCUCUCUCUUACCUGGUAUCUCUUACGCUUCUUGCUCUCAAAAGCUUUCAGAAGUGGAUGAGAUGCAGCAGCCACAGGAAGGAGUUGCGGUCCCUGAGUCUGAUGCAGUGGGUAAUUAUGAGCUCCAGGAGCUAACCCGCUCUAGCAGUACUAAUGAUAUAGCAGAGCAGCACUAUCCUGAGGCAUUACAUGAUCAAAAAAUGGAAAACACUAAUGAUUGUUCAACAGACUCGAAUCCUGCUCAGGAAGCUACAGACAUCACAGUGAAAGACACGGACGGACCAAUGAUAAUGGUUCGGCGGAGCAGCAGCCCUGCAGAAUUAGAGUGGCAUGGAGAUUCUCAGCACUCCAUUGGGAAAAGUGCUGAUCGUGAGAGAGUUGAGAGCGUCAGCAGCGAUGUGACCAAUGGAUACAGUCGGGAUGCUGAUAUCUAUCUGAUGCCAUGGCAAACCUGUGAGGAAGAUUCUGAUAUCAGCACACCCACCGAUGUGGCCAUUGAUCAUGAUGCUAGACAGUGGCUGCAGCUCAGUCCUGCAGAUGCCGCUCCCCUCACAGACAGCAGCGAGUGCCUUGCUGGGGACUGUAGUAUUAUAGCUGGAGGCAAUCUGUCUGGAUGGCACCCGGACUCGGCAGCUGUUUUGUGGAGGAGAAUCUUGGGAAUACUGGGAGACGUGAACAAUAUCCAGUCAACCAAAAUCCAUGCUAAGGUUUUUGGCUACCUCUACGAGCUGUGGUACAAGCUGGCAAAGAUUAGAGACAAUCUUUCAAUCAGUCUGGACAAUCAAUCUUCCCCUCCACCACCUAUUUUGAUUCCACCGCUUAGAAUGUUUGCAUCAUGGUUGUUCAAGGCCACUACCCUGCCGAAUGAAUACAAGGAGGGCAAGCUGCAGGCGUACAAGCUCAUAUGUGGGAUGAUGACAAGACGUCAAGAUGUCUUACCAAACUCUGAUGUCUUGGUUCAGUUUUAUCUGGUCCUGCACAAUGGCCUCAUUCACGAAGAUCAAGAUAUUGUGAACACAAUCGUUAAGCACUGUUCCUCCAGUUUCUUCUUUCUCGGUUUGCCUGGGUACACAAUGCUGAUGGGAGACUUUAUCACAGCUGCGGCCAGGGUUCUCAGUACAGACAUGUUGGAGGCUCCACGAUUGGAAGCACAGAUAAUUCUUGGGUCGCUCGUUUGCUUCCCAAACAUGUAUAAAGAUGUGCCCUUGUUAGAGUCGUCUGGUGGGGUAAAUGACAUCAUCAUAGACGACAAAGACAUUAAGAUCUAUUUAAUUAAUGUAUUGCUGAAGAAUGCCAGAGAGGAGCCUAACGAGGUGGCCAGAUGCAUUGCGAUCUGCUGCCUUGGAGUGUGGAUCUGUGAAGAGCUGAUGGAGCAUACCAAUCACCCUCAGGUUACUGAUGCCAUUAACGUCAUUGGGGUAACACUAAAGUUUUCUAACAAAAACGUUGCUCAGGUGGCCUGUGAUGUUCUUCAGCUUUUAGUCUCAUACUGGCGAGAACUUCAGAAUCCUGAGCUGCCUUUGUCCAGAAAGAUCACGGAGAUUCUGGUUGCAACUAUUUCAUUCCUCCUCCCAAGUGCAGAAAAUUCUUCAGUGGAGACCGAUAAAAAGUUUAUAGUGUCUCUGUUGCUGUGCCUGCUGGACUGGUGCAUGGCUCUUCCUCUGCAAACAUUGCUAGAACAUAUAUCCACAUUUCCCCUUGAUGAGACACAUACACCAAAACCUACCCUGCUUGACUACAUUUACAGGGUUCUGCACUGCUGUGUGUGUGGCUCCAACACAUACACCCAACAAAGCCAGUAUAUCUUAAGCCUGGCUGACCUUUCCUCCAUGGAUUAUGAUCCAUUUCUGCCGCUGGGGAACGUGAGAAAUUCAGAGCCUCCGCCUCCCUUUUCCACUUCUGACUUCAGCAAUCUCCUAACAGUGGCAGAAGGGAAAAAAAGGAGGAACCUGGAGCUAAUUCCUCUAACUGCACGUAUGGUUAUGACACAGCUUGUCAACCAUCUAGGACACUAUCCCCUGAGUGGUGGCCCAGCUAUAUUGCACAGCUUGAUCAGUGAGAACCAUGAUAACCCGUAUGUUGAGACAUCAGAACUUUCAAAUGAUGUGUUCAGAAGUCCUAAUUUGCAGCUUUUUGUAUUUAACGAUAGUGCUCUUAUUUCUUAUCUGCAAAUCCCUUCUGAAAAUUCCCUUGGGAGGGACCCAACAGUGGUGCCCGGUGAUGUACGGAUAAUAGUCCGAGAUAUCUCGGGAAAGUACUCUUGGGAUGGUGGCAUCAUGUAUGGGCCACUAGAAUGCCCCUCAGUUGCCACUAAGGAAAGAAAACUGCAAAGCGGGCAACAGGAUUACAAUGUUCCAAAUGUGGAACAACCGGAUUUAAUAGAAGUAGAAGGAGUGGACGCCCUAGACACAUUGUUGGAUAAACUUGGCAGCAUAAAUCCAGAGUGCCUACAACAUCCAGAGCUUAAGCUGAAUGAACCUGCAUUACCUCCCGUUGGAAUGAGCAAAGAGCAAGAGGAGCAGAUUAUAGAGGCAAUCACAAGACAAAGGACCAAUGAGGCCUAUCACAUAGAGAGCUGUAACUGUGACCCCAGCAUUAAGGUCUCAUGUCAGGAAGAACCCAGCACUGCUGAGCCUCAAGCACCCUUCUAUUUCUGUAGACUACUGUUGAAUGAUUUGGGGAUGAACUCCUGGGAGAGGAGGAAAAAUUUCCAUCUACUGAAGAAGAAUUCCAAGUUAUUGCGAGAACUUAAAAAUCUGGAUUCCAGACAGUGUCGUGAAACCCACAAGAUUGCUGUGUUUUACAUUGCUGAGGGACAGGAAGAUAAGUGUUCCAUACUUUCCAACAGCGGAGGAAGCAAAGCCUAUGAAGAUUUUGUUGCAGGACUUGGGUGGGAGGUUGACCUUUCCACUCAUUGUGGGUUUAUGGGUGGUCUACAAAGAAAUGGAAGCACGGGACAAACUGCACCUUACUAUGCUACCUCUACUGUUGAAGUAAUUUUUCAUGUUUCUACACGGAUGUUAUCAGAGUCUGAUGAUUCACUGACCAAAAAGCUCCGCCACCUGGGAAAUGACGAAGUCCACAUUGUAUGGUCCGAACAUACCAGGAACUACAGAAGGGGCAUUAUACCUACAGACUUUGGUGAUGUCUUAAUUAUUAUUUACCCAAUGAAGAAUCGGAUGUUUUUUAUAGAAAUAAUGAAAAAAACAGAGGUGCCAUUUUUCGGUCCCCUUUUUGAUGGCGCUAUUGUAACAGAGAAGCUUUUGCCAACUCUUGUGUGUGCAACCUGCAUCAAUGCCAGCAGAGCAGUCAAGUCUCUCAUCCCUCUCUACCAGAGCUUUUAUGAGGAAAGAGCUCUGUACCUUGAAGCAAUAAUCCAGAACCAUAGAGAAGUGGUGACAUUUGAAGAUUUUGCAGCACAAGUGUUCUCUCCAACUCCCAGUUACUCCCUGGUUGGCUUAGGAAUUCCUGCAAGUACCAGUUCUGAUCUGACCAUAAAUACAGGAGCAGAGGCAUCGGAACCCACCUCACCGACACUAAGCCGUACCACCAGAAGUAAAGUCUCGGGAAAGCUUCGCCGCUCUGCCAGUGCAGUCAGUAAAUCUUCCAAUUGAAGCACUUUUUUAUACUGAACUCUAGCGAAGAGCUUUUUUUUAAAUCAUUAUAUAUAUCACACGUGAAGAGAACUUUUUAAUAAGGACAAGCUGUGCAAUGAUGUAGUGUGUCUCUAGCGGGGCGGGACCCCCCUGGGUAGGUUAUUAGUGAACCAUCCACUAGGCACUAAAAUAUGAUGCAACUUUGGUUGUAACACUGAUGAUUGCAAGAGGAUUGUCUGACGAGGCUGCAUGAUGCAACAGCACCAAAGGACAAGGGACCACAUAACCAGCAUGCAGGAAUCACAUCAACAGUUCUUGCAAGAAGUCUAAUAUGACAUGGAUUUCAUUGUAUCACAUUGUUAUGGCUGUCUCUGUAACCCUUUCACUGCUGAAAGGAUUUGUCAACGGUAUACGCUUGGCUUCGGUGCCUUCGGGAGCCACGCAUAUACAAACGAAUGCAAAAUACAUAUAUUAUCAUUAUAAUUUGUAUAGCAUUGAGAAAUAUGCAUUAUUUGUCUUGGUAUAAGUGCAGAGAGCUAGGCCUUGAGUCAUUUAGGGUUCCUGGGGAGUCUGAACAGUACAGUCUGAAUGUCUCAUACUCCGCACAGUUUCCUGUACUAUAUUACAGCAUCUCAUUUACAAAACAGACCAAAUUGAGUAGAUCUCAAGAUUCUGUCAUUCUACACAAACAAAAGAUCCUGCCACUGCUAGUUAUUCUGCAUAGUUCAGGCAUAUAUAUUUAUACAAACAUGUUUUAAAUGUUUUAUUAGAGACUCGUAUUUAACAAGUGAAGAAGAAAUCUUUUUGUUAGAGAUGUAUGUUUUAAAGUUUGUGAUUUAUUUGUUGUUGCCUCAAAUGUUUUUUUGGACAUCUCUAAACAGAUGCCGUCAUUUUCCUGUGACCUUCCUCAUAUUUAAUUUUGAUCGUAAAAGUUUGUUAAGAUUUUUCCAAUGUGAUCUCUUUUCUGUUCCAUUAGUGCAUAUGAAGUAGAAAUGUCUUUCAAUGCAGCUAAAUGCACAUUUGGGCACUUGUUUUUUUUUUGUUUUUGUUUCUGCAAUGGGAUUUUGGUACACUAAUUUAACUGAUUAUUUUUCUGUGUUCUAUUGAAGUUUGUACCAAUUAGUUUGAUGUAAAUAGGGCCUGUUGAUUACACUGAAAAGAAGUCAUUUGUUCUGUGGAUUUGAAGUGAAGACUUUAUCUGAGACUUCCAGUCAGAAAGUGCAGAGCACUAGGAAGUUAAUCUCCUCAGGCUAAAGCAACAGAUGUCUUCACAGUGAGAUAGAUAACCUGCUACUGUACAACCCCAAUGCCUCAGCUUGUCUGUCCUGACUGAGCCACUGUCUCUUGCUCAUCUCUGUUCAUCUUUGAAUUAGUAGUAAUUGUGUCAUUUGCAUAUUGGAGAGACUAUUGUAUUUGUUUUAAUCAUUGUUUUGUAGCUGAGGAUUGCUUGCGCUUAGCACUUAAUACAGGACAGAUAUUCACUGGUAGAAACUUUCACAUUACAGAGCAUGAGGUAAUGAAACCCACAGGAACCAUCUAGAUAAUUAACUUUAAAGCACGACACAAGUAUGAAAAAGCAAGAAGUCACCCUGUGAUCAGAUUUGACUUUGUGUAUAUGGAAUUUUUGUGAUGUUUCUAGUGCAGUAGUUUUGCAAUUAUUAGAGGUUACCUGGCGCCAUAUGUACGAUGGAGGGGAACCGGUUUAUGGGCAGAUCCGGAUGCAGCCUCUUCUUCAUCACAGGGUUCCCCUGAAUGACGAGGCUGCUUCUCAUAACUAUGGUAUUGUCCGAUAGCUGCCUCCACUCCACAGGCGACAGAUAUAUGUAAAGUGCAGUGUAUCUGGGUUUAGCCUGUGAAUCUUCUGUCUGUCGGUAUUUUGCUUCCACCACUAGAAUGUAAAUGUUCGCUAGGAUGAUGUGAAGACCUGUCCGGUCAGUAAAAUGUUUAUAUUAAAUCAUUGUACCUCACAGUUGUAGAGACAGAUUUUGCUUGCAAAGAGCAGUGAAAGGGUUACAAGGUGAAUGAAGAUAUAAAUUUUUCAUUGCAGUCAGAUUUAUACAGUAAAGAUUAUUUCUACUCAGGGUGAUGUGAACGAGAGGAUUUAAGCACUUAGACUGUUAUCGCUUCUGGAAUUACAAAGGUGGUGCCCGUAAAUGAGUCCGUGUAAAAUAAUGGAUCAUAUUCAUGUUGCCUAUCAUCAUUAAGACUGUUUUAGAAGCUGACAGUCUUCUCUAAGCUCAUACCACCCAGAUCUUACCUGUAUGUAAAGGGAAAUGUUUUAAAGAAAAAUAAAUAUAUAAUGUACCGAAAAUUAUUUUGUUCCUUCAAUCAAUGUUUGAUUAUUUAAAUGACUGGCUGGAAAAGGGUCUUUUGUACUUGUGGACCAUAUGUGAAAAUGAUCAUUCUAGGUUUGCAGUCUUGCUCCAUAUGGUCAGCCACCUCCUCACAGCCUUUGUCUUACUAGUUGGGAAGGUUCUUUAAGUGUGAAUAGUCAGUUUUGGAUGUUCUAUAUUAUGGAUUCUAUUAGAUGUUGUAUAUAACAGUAUAUCUGUAUAUUACAAAUUGUGUUCAUUAUAAUGAGGGUGUGCUAUAAGAAAUGCGGGUCCUCCAAAUUUUUCCUUUGGGUGCAUUAAUUGUAAUAUUUGUAAAACAAAAAAUGGAUGCUUGAAAUGCCCAUCUUUACUGCUGACAUAUCAAAUGUUUGUUUUUUUAAAGAUUUCCUGAAAUUAUUUGUGUUUUUUUCCAAAUUUCAAUUGAAUUUGAUUAAAAGUAUUUAAAAAGCA